AACAAGGAUAGGGUUGUAGGAGGGGGGAGUACUGAAUAUCACGUGUGAAUCACGUGAAGAAGAGCAGUGUUAAGAACACACCUCACCUGCUCUGGAGUGGCAGCAGAAUGCUGUCGUAUUAUUACUAUCAAGUAGCAACAUUCUCAACUGCACGAUUGCGCUUGGUCUUGAAGCACAUCUCUUAUUUUCUUUCUUCACCGGAGCUGUGAGGGAUGAGUAAAGAAGAAGACAUCAAGUUCCUCAAGAUACAAACGUGCACUCUUAAAGUGAACAUUCACUGUGAUGGGUGCAAGAAGAAGGUUAAGAAACUGCUCCACAAAAUUGAAGGGGUGUACACGACCAACAUAGAUGCGGAACAGGGGAAGGUGAGUGUGUCAGGCAAUGUUGACCCUGCAACCCUCAUUAAAAAGCUUGCUAAAGCUGGUAAGCAUGCGGAGCUGCUUGGUGCUGGUAAUGGCAGCAACAAGGAGGCACAGAAGCCUCAGCCACAGAACGGCAAGGGGCAGCAGAAGGAGAACGGAAAGCCCCAAAAGGGUGGCGGUGGCGGUGGUGGUGGAGGAAAUGGCGGUGGCAAGGAGCAGAAACCCCAGCUUCCCCAGCUCACUCCACAGCAGCAGAUGAUGUUCCAGCAGCAGCUGCAGCAAUUCCAGCAGAUGAAGGGAUCCAAUGACCUGCAAAUGCCUCCUCAGCUCAAGGGGGGCUUCAGUUUCCCUCCGCAGAAAAACCCUAAAGCGCCCAACUUUGGCAUGCCCCCCAAAGGCUGCGACGACGCCUACGACGACGAGGAGGAGGACUACGACGAUGAUUAUGAGGACGACGAUGACGACGAGAUGGAUGAGUUCGACUGCUUCGACGCCGAUCUUGAGGACGAUUUCAAGGACAUCAAGAUCAAGCCGGUGGUCGCGGCGACGGCACAAGAUAAGAAGGGCGGGAAUGGGAAGAAAGGGGGAGAAACUCCGGUGCAGGGGAAAGCCGUGGGGAAUAAUAAUGAGACGAAGAGUGGUAAAAAGGGCGACGGCGGAGGUGGAUCUGCGAUCAAGAAUAUUGGCGGUGGCGGCGGGGGGAAAAAUGGCGGAGGCGGACAGCAACAGGGCAAAAAUGGACUAGAUAAUAACAAGGGCACGGGGAGUGCUAAUGGGGGCGGCGGUUGCAACCCUAAUCCUGGCGGUAAUGGAGGUAAGAAAGGGGUUGGGAAGAACGAGGCCAGCGUCGCCGGUGGCCAUCCCGCGGCUAACCCAAAGAUGAUGGGCCAAGGCUUCCCGGGCAUGGCAAUGGGGCCUCAGAUCGCCGCCGGCAACAUGCAUCCCCAUCCCGCCAUGGGCCAUAUGGGAAACAUUCCGGCUGUCGCAGCCGGGCAAGUCCUCCCGGCCGGAGGACCGCCUCCUGCUGGUUACUACCAAGGAGGCAUAGUGCCGCCGCCAUUGGAAGCCAACGCGGUCGCCAACCCUUACCAGCAACAGUCCGUGGCCGCCAUGAUGCAGCAGCAACAACAGCAACAGCAGUACAUGGCCGCCAUGAUGCAGCAGCAGCAGCAACAGCAGCAGAGGAUGAUGAUGAUGAACGCGGCGCAAGAUCGCGCCUUUCAGCCACCCAUGAUGGGUUAUGCUCGGCCGCCGAUCCCGGCCUACUACAGCAUGAACAUGCCCCCGCCCGCGAUGGCGCCGCCGCACCACGGCGACCCAUACAACUACUUCAGUGAUGAGAACACCGACAGCGGCUGCACAAUCAUGUGAAAAAUCCAACCUUUAUUGCUGAAUUGGGACCGGCGCUUCGCUCUUCUUGUUUGGUGUUGUAAUUUGCCACUUCGAUUGCAUCCACGAUCCAGUUUGAUCUCUAUUUUCAAGUUCAUUGGGUGGGAAAAUUGUCAUCCAAAGGAAAGCACAAUAGUGGAGAGUCUGCAGGCUGCUGCAAAUACCACAUCAAAAACCAGUAAUUUACUAUUUUUCCCCUUAAUCUUCCCCUUUGUUUUAGGUAAAAGUCUAUAUAUGUUUUCAAGUGCAACUUAGAUAUAGAAAACUAGUAAGCAUUAGAUAAUAGAUAAGUUGUAUUUGGUUUUCUUAGGGAUUGUGAUGAUCACUGGUUGGAAGAGCUUUCAAGCUCUCCUUUAUGUGUCAAUAUGUGUUUACAAGUUCAGAAAUAUAGUAAUAAUGAUCAAUGUCUACAAAAAAGUUAAACCGA
Molecule: messenger RNA, 2178 nt
Organism: Zingiber officinale
Lineage: Eukaryota; Viridiplantae; Streptophyta; Magnoliopsida; Zingiberales; Zingiberaceae
Product: heavy metal-associated isoprenylated plant protein 32-like
Exons: 4
Coding region: 213-1733 (506 amino acids)
Molecular function (GO): metal ion binding
Source: RefSeq, a predicted model, not a curated record